ACGAUGUUACAAAAGACAAAAAACUUCUAGCGUCCAAACAAGCUGGUAAAGAAUUAUCCGGUUUAAGAGUCCGGCUUGCAAGUUUCAAACUGGACAAUAAACAUUGCUAUUCAGGUGGCUCAUGUCUGACAUGAAACCAUGACGUCGAUAACAUCACAAUACAAUCGAUAACAGACUACUAGUGAUUACGUCAUCGUGGGAAUCAUUCUAUAGAGCAGACAGUGACGUACAGCGUCGGAAAAACUGAUAUAUAAAUAGGUUGGCGGGUCGUAUCCUGCAGUAAACACGAUGGGACUCCGAAGUGUGGUGGGCGUGUUAGCGCUCGUGGCGUGCGCCUGCGCAUCAGUGAACGACAAUGAUAUUGAAGGGGGUGAACGGGUUGUACUCUACGCCCCGGUCCUGGCUCCUCCAAGAGAUUCUAGGACUCAUAUAACGGAGCGUGCUCGUCAGUUUCCCGUCUUAGUGCUGCUAGCGCAGAGGAAUCCCCCGCCGAGGUCUCUGGAACCUCAAGCGAAAUCUUUGGGAGAUUACUCGAAACCUAGCGUAGUUUAUGUUCAGAAAUUAGAAGAUCAAAAGAGAACCGGUAACUUGAAGCGAGAGAAACGUCAUUUGCAUAAGCUAUUGGGUCUGGGAGGUGGGGGAAUAUCUUUCGGCGGUGGAUUCGGCUACGGGGGUGGUGGUGGCUAUGGAGGAGGCGGUGGCUACGAGGGAGGCUAUGGAGGUCGAGGAUAUGAGGGGGGGUACGGUGGUCACGGCGGAUAUCAAGAACCAUCGAAAACCAUCAUUGUUAAAGUGGUUAAAGAACACGGUCAUGGAGGUCACCACGGGGGUGGCAAUUAUGGUGGUCAAGGAGCUGGAGGAGGAUACGGAGGAGGAUACGGUGGAGGAUACGGCGGCGGUUACGGCGGCGGCGGAGGUGGUGGCGGCGGUGGUGGCGGUGGUGGUGGUUACGGGGGUGGCUACAACGGUGGUUACAACGGUGGUGGCUACGACGGAGGAUAUGUCCAGCCGGGUCACGGUGGCUGCAACGGCGGAUGUGGCAACUACGGAGGUGGAUCGAACUCCCACGCCACUGCCACUGCUACAGCGACCGCCACGGCUCAUGCAAAUUCUUAUCAGUAUAAAAAGAAAUAGACAAAUGUGGAGACAUCUCGUAUAGUAAGUGAUACCAAUAGACUUUUGAAUUUAGCGAGUAAUUUAUUAACGGACAUCUAUGAGUACGUGCCCGGUGGGACUUAAUUAAUGUGAUUGGAAUCUGCAUUAUUUAGGAUAAGAAUAGCAAAGCGACUGACUUUGAAUGAAUAAAUGUAUUGAUCUAGCUCAUUUAGAAGUAAACAUUUAUAUUUUA
Danaus plexippus (monarch butterfly) is the source of this 1348-nucleotide messenger RNA. RefSeq lists its product as uncharacterized. Bases 289 to 1134 code for a protein of 281 amino acids. The record is from RefSeq and is a predicted model, not a curated record. Lineage: Eukaryota; Metazoa; Arthropoda; Insecta; Lepidoptera; Nymphalidae. The transcript has 4 exons.